AUGACGGAAAUGUUUCAUUUUCUUCUCUGUGCAUCACGAAUCAUACUGAAAUCACUGUAUUCUUCAUCGAUUACUUUAUUUUGGUUAUAUUUGAUUAGUUGUCUAUUACCAUUUGUCAAAACAUUAAUUAUAACAAAGAAUGCGUGUGAAUUAACUUCUUUACCAAAAGAAUGUCAAUGUCAAAAACUUCGAAAUAGUAUGUUUAUACAAGAAAAUGAUAAUGAUAAAUUAAAUGAAACACGUAUGAAAUGUAAAACAUUAACAAAUGUAACAUCAAACUAUAGAUGGUCAAUUGUCCAAUAUGAUCGUUUAUCAUUUGAUAGUGAUAAUUUAACAUUACAUUCCUAUACAUUUAAUAAUUUAAAAGUUCGUAGUUUACGUUUUAAUACUCAAUAUUUACGUAUAUCAGAUCAUGUAUUUACAAAUGCAGUAAUAGGUCAAUUAGCAUUUUCAAGAUUUAAUACAUAUGGUCAAAUUAUAUUUAGUAAUUCAACAUCAUUUCGUGGAUCAACAACAACAAAUAUUUAUUUUAAACAAAUUGAUUUUAUUCAACGUAUACCAGAAACAUGUUUUGCAGGUGCAAAAUUUCAAAUAUUAUUAAUUCAAUCAAGUAAAUUUUAUGGUUUUAUAAAUAAUUUACAACGACAACACUAUCUAUCAACAACAACAACAACAACAAAAUCAACAACACCUUCACUAACAACAAAAGGAAUUAAUCCAUCAUUAUCUGAUGAUGAACAACAAAUGAUGUUUAAUACAACAAUUGCAGAUAUUUCUUACAUUCCAAAUAUAAAUUCAUCAGAAAUAAAACAAGUAAAAAUAAAUUCCAAACGAGAUCUUUUAGGUAAUGAUAUAAUAGAUGAAAAUGUGAAUAUAAAUAAUAUAAUUCCAUUACCAGAAAAAACAGUUAUUAUUAAUAUAACUGUAUUAGAUUUACAAUUAACAUUAGAUGUUUAUAGAAUAAUUCAAAGUAUUCAUAGUUCAUUAACAUUUGAAUAUUUUCCAACAAAUAUUGAUUAUAAAUAUACAACUGAAAUUGAAUUACAAAAUAAUAAUAUUACAGAAUUAAAAGAUAAUUGUUUUAAACAUUUAUACUAUUUUCAUGGUCGUUUAACAUUAAUUAAUAAUCGUAUAAAAAUAAUUGGUCAACAAACAUUUGCUGAUUUAUUAUUAUUACGUAAUUUAUCAUUGGCAAAAAAUUUAAUUGAUUUUAAUAUUAAUAAUGAUAUAUCUUAUUUUUUAAAUUUAUCUAAUUUAUUUGAAUUAGAUUUAUCAUAUAAUAAUAUUCAUAUAUUAAAUAAUAAUACAUUUAAUGGUUUAAAACAUCUUCAUAUUUUACGUUUAUCCUAUAAUCCAUUAAAAUAUAUUGAAAUUAAAACAUUUUCACAUUUAAUAUUAUUAAAAGAAAUAAGUUUAGAAGGUAUACAAUUUGUAGAUUUAAUUAAAAAAAAUUUUCUAUGGAUUUAUAAUUUGGCAAGUGUACAUGUUAUCAAUCUAUUAAAUACAAACUUUGAUUUAGGUGAUGUUGCAUUUUGUAUAUUAUCAAAAUUUAAUCGUACACUAUUUCAUUUACCUCGUCAACAUCCAUGUUCAUGUGCAAUUCAUUAUUUAUAUCGUAAUCAUGAUUAUUUUAAAUAUACAAUAAUUCCUAAUCAUCCAGCAGCUAAAUAUUUAGAUGAUAAUAAUUAUUUAAGACUAACACCAACAUGUAUUCAAAAUUAUACUGAAGAAAUAUUAGGAAAAUAUUCAAAUAAUACGAGACAAACAACAAGUGAUUUAUUAUUGAAAGGUGUUGGUGAUAAAUGUGACUAUGAAUUAAUGUUUAUUAAUUGUUCAGCUCUUACUGCUACUACUACUACUAUUACCAUCACAACAACUAUUGAAUCGACUGUAACAUUUGAAACAACAAGUACAACUAUUACCCCGACCUCUUGGUGGUUUAAAUAUACGGAUAAUCCAAUCACAGAAAAACAGCGAAAACGUGAUAAUAUGAUUAAACUAUUUACCGUGUUAGCCACCAUUUUUGCUAUUACAAUUUUUGCCAUUAUUCUUGUUAUUAUAUGGUAUAGAUUAAAGGCUAUUUGGAAACGAAAUAAAAAGAAAAAAAAACAACAACGUCGUAUGAGUAAUGUCACAAGUAGUCAAUAUAAUCCAUCAGGAAGAUUUGAUGCAAUGACAGAUUCAAGAUCAAAUUCCUUUACAGCUGAUACGCUCGCGAAUAAUGAUAUGAUGAUUAUAAAUCGUAGUGGUGGUAGUGGUUUUAAAACACAAUCACAAUCAUUAAUAUCGGCCGGUGUGCCAUCACCAUCAAAAAAACAACAACAUAAUGGAACAAAUUCAUAUAAUAAUAAUAUUAUCUAUAAAAAUCAAAAUAUUAUACAAACGCCCGUUCUAUCAAAUCGUCAACUAACAUCACCACAUUCUGUACAAGUUUUUAUUGAUAAUGAAGAAUCAAAAACUAUAAAAGAUAAUAAUGAAUUACAAACACUUGAACAACAAUCUCAGCAACAAAUGGGUAAUAUAUAUUAUCGAAAUAUGAAAUAUGAUCCACAAAUUCAAUCAUCAACGUGCUGA
This is a messenger RNA of Didymodactylos carnosus, 2574 nucleotides long. The record is from the annotation of a GenBank genome assembly. NCBI's taxonomy places the organism in Eukaryota, Metazoa, Rotifera, Eurotatoria, Philodinida, Philodinidae.